This is a messenger RNA of Triticum dicoccoides, 3908 nucleotides long. RefSeq lists its product as uncharacterized. The record is from RefSeq and is a predicted model, not a curated record. NCBI's taxonomy places the organism in Eukaryota, Viridiplantae, Streptophyta, Magnoliopsida, Poales, Poaceae. The transcript is spliced from 14 exons. Gene Ontology annotation, molecular function: ATP binding; protein kinase activity. The coding region runs from base 201 to 3644 and encodes 1147 amino acids. Gene Ontology annotation, biological process: protein phosphorylation.
GCUGAGGUGCAUUGCACAUGGGCUAGUCAGAGUUGGAGGAGGGAUAUGAUGCUGUCCAAAGGACAUGCGUUAGCGUGUGCAUUGGUCUUGCAGCUCAAUCAUUAGAUUUAGAAACGGAGGGAGUACUAAUCAGCUAAGCUGGAUCAGAUCAUCUGAACUUCAUCCCUAGCCACCUCCCGUGAAGCACAGGGACGAUCGACAUGGCGUCUCCUCGCGGCUCCGAUGGAGCAUCGAAGGGCGAAGACCUUCAGCUCUCCAGCUCCAGCUCAAGCUCAAAGACCAGCAUAGACAGUACUAUGGGUAGCAAGUUACAAAAGGCAAAAAGACUGUCGAUCGAAUAUUUAGAAGCAAUCACUGACAAUUUCUCUCGGGAGCGACAAAUUGGUCGAGGCGGAUAUGGAACAGUCUACAAGGGGGUGCGUGCCAACGGAAAAAAUGUUACUGUGAAGGUGCUCCAUCAAAGCACGACAGGAAUUGACAACGGGCAAUUCAAACAUGAGUUUGAAAACCUAAUGAGGCUCAAGCAUCAGAACAUUGUCCAGUUAGUUGGCUACUGCUAUGAAACACAACAUAAGCCGAUGCGACACGAGGGAGAAACCAUUUUUGCUGACGAUAUAUACAAGGCACUCUGCUUAGAGUAUAUGCAAAAUGGGAGCCUUUCGAAGCACAUUUCUGUGGAAUGUGAUGGACUUGAAUGGCACACACGCUACAAAAUUAUCAAGGGAACUUGCGAAGGAUUGAAAUACCUCCACGAAGAAUUCAAAGAACCUAUUUACCAUUUGGACCUAAAACCUGACAACAUACUGCUACAUGAGAAUAUGGUACCAAAACUAGCUGAUUUUGGUUCAUCGAAGCUCUUUGGCAAAGAACUAACCAUGGUGAUCACACAUAAUUUUGCAGCAACAAUCGGGUACAUGCCGCCGGAAUUCAUAUCUCAUCAGGUCGUCUCGAAGAAGUUUGAUAUAUUCAGCUUGGGAGUUGUCAUGACAAAGAUAAUUGCAGGGCCUAGAGGAAACUCCUUAAGUUUCGAGAUGGAUUACCAGGACUUUCUUGAUCAAGUACAAAAAAACUGGAGGAAAAGGCUGCAGGACACAUGGUAUAAUUCGGAACCAGUACAAGCAUAUUGCCGACAAGUGAACAUAUGCAUAGAAAUAGCACUGAGCUGCAUGGAUGCUGAUAGGAACAACCGACCCAGUAUAUUGGAUAUCAUUGAUAAACUCAACAGGAUUGAAACUGUAAUCGAGCAGUUGCACCAAGAUCACCAGUGGACAAGCCGGCGCAUUACUAUGGGUGAUGGUAAGUUAAAGAAUGAAGCUACUCCUUUGAAAGAAAAGAAGAGUGAAAAGGCUACGGAGCCAACAAGUCUUACAAUCCGAGAACUAAAAGAUAUCACAAAUAAUUUUGACCGGGAGCGACUAAUUGGUAAAGGCGCAUAUGGACAAGUUUACAUGGGGAAGCAUGAAAACGGAGAAGAAAUUGCCGUGAAGUUGCUUAAUAAUAACAUGCAACUAGUUGACGAUGAGCAAUUUCAACAUGAACUUUGUAGCCUUAUGAUGCUCAACCAUCCAAAUAUUGUGCGGCUUGUUGGCUACUGUUAUGAAACAGAACAUCUGCAUCUGGAUUUCCAAGGUAGAACAGUUUUUGCUGAAAAGAUAUAUAGAGCGCUCUGCCUCGAGUAUAUGCACAUGGGCAGCCUUCAGAGACAUCUUUCCGGCGAAUCUAGUGGACUUGACUGGCCAACUCGUUACAAAAUUAUCAAGGGGACAUGUGAGGGGUUGAAAUACCUACACGAAGGAUUAGAUAAACCACUUUACCAUUUGGACCUAAAACCCGAGAAUAUACUACUAGAUAAGAAUAUGAUGCCGAAGCUUGCUGAUUUUGGUUUGACCAAGCUCUUUGGCGAAGAACAAACCAGGGUCGUGCGUCGUCUUGCAGGAACAAUUGGGUACAUGCCACCGGAAUACAUAUCUCAUCAGGUCGUCUCGGAGAAGUUUGACAUAUUCAGCUUGGGUGUUGUAAUGACAAAGAUAAUUGCAGGGCCUAGGGGCCAAACCAGAAGUGUCGAAAUGCCUGAAGAAGCCUUUGUUGAUCAAGUACAUGAAAACUGGAGGAACAGGCUGGAAGCAACCUGUACUUCUGCAGAGACACUAGAUGCAUACUGCGAGCAAGUCAGGAUAUGCACCAAAAUAGGGCUGAGGUGCACGGAGACUGGCAGGCACAAAAGACCCAACAUAGUGGAGAUUAUCGAUAGGAUGGAUAAGACUGAAAGUAAGGUUGAAAAGGCGCUGUUCUCAUUGUCCGAUAGUAUGCAUUCAUGGCUGCGGGGAGACUUGCUGAAGUUAGAAGCCUUCACAAAAAGCCAAGAGAUUCCUAGUGCAGAGACGUGUAACGAGUUUCCCGUCCUCCUGCGGAUCACGGGGACACCAUGGUGUGGCUUGGAAGAGAUGCCACGCGCAGGUGUAGACGUCGUGGUUGUGGUCGAGGUUGAUUGGUUCAUGGUGCUUCAGUGGAGGUUGGAUAUCAUCAAGCAGGCCCUGACGGUGGUCAUUGACAAGCUCGGCCCGACGGACCGGCUAUCUAUCUUGUCAUUCGAGGGUGAUGUGCCCCGCACUAUGAAGCUGACCUUCAUGUCUGACCAAGGCCGGGAUGCUGCCAAGCUCGUGGUCAAUCAGCUAGCUGCGAACCAUGGCUACAACAUAAUCGCGGCUCUGCGAGCCGGAGCUGAGAUUCUGAGGGGGCGUCAAGUGGAGAAGAAGGAUGGUAGCCGUGUGGGCUGCAUCAUGUUCUUAUCGGACAAUAAUGACAUUCGGAUCAAGGACAGGUAUGACGAGGAAAUCAGCUCGGAAUUCCCAGCGUACGUCUUCGGCCUCGGCGAGCUACACCACCCGGAGGUCAUGAAGUACAUAGCCGACAGGACCCGCGGCACCUACUCUUUCGUCCACUACGACAUCAACGCAUUGAAGGAUGCCUUCGCGCUUUUAAUCAGCGGCCUCACCAAAAUCGCCGCAACGUCCAUCAAAAUCAGCCUCAGUGCUCACGAGGGUGUCUCCAUAUCAUCCACCUACUCCGGCGGUUACAACAACAGCGUGAGCUCUGACGAACUGUCCGGUGAGAUAGACGUCGACAACAUGUAUGCCGGUGAGCGGAAGAACUUCGUCGUCUACCUGACAGUUGCCGAGGGCAGCGACAACAAGCUCAUGACCGUCGGUGGCCGAUACCGGAGCUUCAUUGCAGACAGAGAGCUGACCGACACGGGCGUGCUUGUCCUGCGACCAUCUUCAGCAAGCUUGCUAGGAAACACGGCCAUCCACCAAGAGGUGGCGGCCGAGCUCAUCCGGAUACAGCUUCUCAAGGGUCUGAUCACGAUGGGUCGAAACCCUGAUUCCCUUGAACAGCUAUGGGCCCGUGUCAAGUGCUCAGAGGAGGGUGUCAGCGCACCCGAGGAAACCUUGUUGGAGCUUGGCAACGACGUGGCUGAAAUUACAAGGGUCAUCACGUACAACAGCUCGCCUCCUUACAUGCUGUCAUGGCUGACUUGUCACCUGUGGCAGCGCGCAACCACCAAGGGCGCACGCUGCGUCUCUGGGGCUUUCACUAUCCCAGGGCAGCAUGAAGAUGCAAAGGAGCAAGACGAUCCAGCAUAAUACUGAACCGUUCUACACAUGUUGGAAAUAAGUCUGAACUUUUGUCAAUUCCUAUACGUGAAUUCGUGUUAGUUUCCAUGUGGUGUUUGGCUUGCACGCCAUGCUGAACUUGCUCAAGCAUCGAUUACAUCAGACUAAUGGCACGGUCGAAAAGCUUUGUGAAAGGUCGUCAUAUUGUGCCUGUGGAGCUGUCUAACAAUCAGUCACACCCAAAAUUGUUUUACUAGUUCUCAGUCACUUCUGUUCUAGCCACUGGAUUUGCAU